Molecule: messenger RNA, 1149 nt
Organism: Astrephomene gubernaculifera
Lineage: Eukaryota; Viridiplantae; Chlorophyta; Chlorophyceae; Chlamydomonadales; Astrephomenaceae
Source: the annotation of a GenBank genome assembly
AUAUAGUUCAAUGCACUCUAUCAGAGCUGUGUGUAACUUUAAUGCUAGCCUUAUCUGUCAGAACGUUAGUCGGUUCUUUCAUUCCCAUUAUUCAAGGCCCCUAUAAUCGUGCAAGUAUGUCCGACCAAACCAUUCCUUACUAACGCUAAUACGUACACCUAAUAAGUGCUGACCUUCGUCACCCGAGGGCUUCAGAUCGCGGAAGCACCCAGCAGUUAGGACGCAUUUAGGGAAUAGCUUCCGCGGCCAUGGAACAAGUAAACGCAGCAUUGCAGAAUGAAGACUACUCAGCCGUCGCCGGCCUGCUAGAUGAGGCGGAGCUGCGGUCUCCAUCGACUACGGUGUUGGCGGAUGGCUGGCCAGCUGCUCUGCACCUGCUGGCCCACGUUUACAACGGCGACCUGCCGGAUGCGCGCAUGCUGUACAAGCGCCUUCCGGACACCGUGAAGGCGGACCCGCAGGUCUCCGCCGCCUGGCGCCUGCUGCAAUGCGCCUGGCAGGGCAACAGCGAGGGCGUGUGGCGGGCCCUGCGCGCCGGCCCCUGGUCCCCGCCCGCCGCCCCCCUCGCCACCGCCCUAGGCGAGCGGCUGCGGGUACGGCAGCUAGACCUAGUAGCAGCCGCCUACUCGCACGUCACCCCCGCCCGCCUCGCGGCGCUGUGUGGGUGCAGCGAGGAGGAGGCGGUGGCGGCGGCGCAGGCGCGGGGUUGGAAGCUGGCGACGGAGGGGGGUGGGGGUGAGGGCGGGGUUGCGGCGUUGGAGGUGGUGGCGCCGCCUGUGAGUCGGGGCGAGCUGGACAGCUUGGCGGCGCUGGAGCAGCUGUCGGUGUACAUGACGCAGCUGGAGUAGUAGGGGGUGGUAAAUGUGAGGAGACGGACGAGAAGGGGGGGAUAAGGAACUGACGAGCUGUGUGACGAGGGCGGGGUAGUAACACUAGUAAGGAAAACGGACUGUAGUGUCUACAGAGGACGUAAGGGGGAAGGAGGAAGGAGGGAGGAGGCAAGAGGAGGGAGAUGGGAGAAGAAGGUUGUGUGGAUGGGGUUGGGGGAUAGGAGAGGUCAGGGGGCUGCAGCAGGAGAAAGGGAUACGUUGGGGUGUGGAGCAGGAACGUUGGGCGCUAGGUUGUUAGCUGACUGGGGGUGUAACGGAC